AUGGGCCUAAUCGCUGGUCUGGUGGAUACGGCGCUUGCCUCCACACAUAUGGAUGCCAUCGAUGCCCUUCGGGCCUUCUUUAUCCUGGCAUCUUGUACGAUCCUGUCGGUCAGCUUGUUGCCGGACUCGUUGCACUCGCGCUUCGUUGUGUAUGGCGCUCGUGCAACCUCGACCGACUCCAAGCCCCCCUCUUCUCCAGGGUCGACGACUCCCUCUUCCUCACCUUCGUCAGGCCUAACUACACGCAUCUUCGACUGCCUUGCCUCCUUGAGAGUCCCUCACAGCUACUUUACGCAUUUCUAUGUUGCUUCCGUGGCAGCCUCGGUCUUCUGGAGCGUGCAGCUCUUUUUCCGGGGCGCGGCGUUCCAGGCCUUUGCAACGAGGGUCAGCCCAGAGCAUUUGCAGCGGUCGAUGACAAUCCACCAGAUUUUGCUGUGUUGGACGUGCAUGCUUCUCCAGGGGGUAAGGCGAUUGUAUGAGUGCUUCGUGUUUUCCAGGCCAUCGGCGUCUCGAAUGUGGUUCAUCCACUGGCUCGUCGGCCUUGCUUUCUACCUGGGAAUGUCGGUUGCGGUCUGGGCUGAAGGAGCAGGAACCCUCUUGGCCCGUCCAAUUGUCCUCGAUGAUGUGAAGGUCACCAUAGCCCCUUCACUCCGCACAUUUGUCUUCCUCCCGAUCUUCCUGCUCGCAUCAGGUCUCCAACAUGACGGUCAUCAUUAUCUCUUCUCCUUGAAGAAGUAUACUCUACCGACUCACCCCCUGUUUCAUAGUCUUGUAUGCCCGCACUAUACAGCAGAGUGUGUCGUCUACUUGGCCCUGGCCUUCCUGGCCGCUCCGCAGGGGGAGCUAGUCAACAAGACAAUCGUGGCCGCUCUGGUGUUCGUCGCCCUCAAUCUUGGCCUGACAGCGGCCAACACCCGACGAUGGUAUAUGCAAAAGUUUGGCCAGGAUUCAAUGCGAGGAAAGUGGAAUAUGAUUCCAGGGAUUUACUAA
Messenger RNA from Aspergillus saccharolyticus JOP 1030-1, 990 nucleotides. Its product is annotated as putative 3-oxo-5-alpha-steroid 4-dehydrogenase. Gene Ontology annotation, cellular component: endoplasmic reticulum. Bases 1 to 990 code for a protein of 329 amino acids. The transcript is spliced from 3 exons. Gene Ontology annotation, biological process: dolichol-linked oligosaccharide biosynthetic process; polyprenol catabolic process. NCBI's taxonomy places the organism in Eukaryota, Fungi, Ascomycota, Eurotiomycetes, Eurotiales, Aspergillaceae. The record is from RefSeq and is a predicted model, not a curated record. Gene Ontology annotation, molecular function: 3-oxo-5-alpha-steroid 4-dehydrogenase activity.